Paramecium primaurelia is the source of this 1907-nucleotide messenger RNA. The record is from the annotation of a GenBank genome assembly. Lineage: Eukaryota; Ciliophora; Oligohymenophorea; Peniculida; Parameciidae.
AUGAUGUAAUAAAUAUUUUGAAUGAUAGCUAAAUGCCAGAAUCAUAAUUAGGAUCGGUUAGGAUGAGACCUUCCUAAAUUCAGAUAGAAGACGAUUAAUAAGUUUCAACUCAAAGAAGAAAUUUUUUAUCUCCAACAUUUAGUUAAAAUCUACCCCUUUUUAGGGAAUUGUAUACAGUUUUAAAAUGAAUAUAGACAAUCGAGAUAAGUAUAAAACAGAGAACAAGAUUAUUCAAACAGCAUUAUUACACUUACUGAUGACAAGGUAUUCAAAAUACAAAUUAGGUUAUUUCUUGUCAUGCUUAAAUGAUUAAGUCUCUUAUGUUCAACUUAUUCCUAUAAGCAUUUUUUGUUAAUUAUUUUACUUAUAUGCAUUGGAAAUAUAGUCAUCGAUAUGUGCUAUUAUAAUUGUGGAUAUAGGACUUAAUAACAAUUUUUAUUCUGAUAUAUUAUAAUUAUAGAAAAGGAGAUGAUUGCAUUUGGUAACUUAUAGAAACUAUGUUUUUAUUCUUCUUUAAGGUAUUCAUCAAUAUUUUAAUAGAUCUUUAUUGUAUUUUAUUAUGAAGUUUAAGCAUUCAAGAUUUAUUUUAUUACUAUUAUGAUGUUAGCAGUUUCAUCUUUGUUAUUGAUUAUGAAACUAGUCUAAAAAAUUAAAACUCCAACAAAAACUAGUACUGCUUUAGUAAUAUCAUUAUAAAUAUAUUUAGAUUUUAUAAUUCUUAAAAACUAUGUGUUGUCUUUAACUCUUAUUGAUAACACUUAAAUGGGAAUCAAAGAUCUCUUGGUCAUGGAUCUAGAUAUUUCUAUUGUUUUGGGUAUUCCUUGUAGUUUGCGCAUUAUUAUUAUUUAUAUCUUUGGUUAGUUGUAUAGAAACUUUAGUUAAUAUCAUCAAAAAGAAGUAACAAUGUCAUUACUGUAUAUAUAAUUCUUUUCUUUAGUGGCAGGCAAUAUAUGGAUAUUUAUAAUGCUUAUAGGAUUUACAUUAUUCCCUUUUUUGUUUAUUUUAAGAACAGCUGAAUUUUAUGAAGGAAAUCAAUUAAUUAGUCUUACUGAAACUGCUCAAUAUGUAGUAGUCAUCACUUUAUUUUCUUUAUUUCUUCUUAUAUUUACUCUCUGUUUUUAUAGAUAAAUUAAGUAAAUAUAUAUAUAUAUUAUUAGAGCCUACUUAAAAGAUGUUUAAGGAAUCUCAGAUUAAAAUGAUAUUGAUUAAUAAUAAACAAUAAACUCUCCGAAUUCUAGAUAACUAAAUUCUCCACAUUAAACUAAGAAAUUAGAAUUCGUUAAAUUAGGGAUCCCUUUAUAUUUAAUUAAAUUAUCUUGUACUUACUUUGCUGUUCUUGACAAAGCUUCUUUCGAAUUUAAAAAAAAAUAAAAGUCUCAUUAAGAAUUAGAGUCUGGUAGAUCAAAUCUUUAGGGUUAGACAAUGAGAGAAACUUGGAAGAAAAUACUUUAAAAACCAGUAGUUAGCAAUUCUAUGAUUAUUCAUAAAAAAUAGACUGACAUUGAUUUAGAAAUAUAAAAACCUGCUAUUACUGAUAAUGGUAUUAUAUGAUUAUAAAUUAGUCAAAAUAAAAAAAGAAGAAAUUUCAGUUACUGUAUCAAAAUAAGAAUAAGAAGAAGAACCAGUUAAGUCUAUAAAAUCUAUUAAAUCUGAUGGUGAAUCUAGUGUGGGUUAAGAAAAAUGUCUUGUUUGUUAUGAAAAUUUACCAAAUAUAGUUUUUAUACCAUGUCGUCAUGGAGGAAUAUGUUAAUAAUGUGCUGAAGAUGUGAUAUAAAAAUCAAAUGAAUGUUACUUAUGCAGAAAAGUAAUUAACUAAAAUAAACAAUUAGACUAUUAGUCAAAUUUUAAAAGUUUAAAAAAAUGUAAAUAAAUAAUUGGAAGUCUAAGAAGCAUCAAUUUUGGGUUGA